CUAGGCCAGCUGAAGGUCAACAAAAAUGGGUGGAUCAUUAAAGAAUGGAUGACACAGCAGUCACUGACCUCACAGAGUCAACAUCUAAGCCGUCAGUAAACUGACUCAACCUGAUUAACCAGAAGACAUCAAGCUGAAAGAACCUCACAGUGGAUUUAUCUUCCUUUGGUGUAGAUGAAGGCAGUGAAUCCACAACAAAACCACAUUGAUGGAUUUUAUUGAGGACAUUCAUAACCCUAAUGCUGUGUCGUCUGAAAAAUAAGAGCAACAGAGUGAACUCAGUCAACUGCCACCAUAUAUUUGAGCCACGUGCACCAUGCAGUCAACAGGGUUGCUUUUUUCCCACACCUUCAGCUCUCUAGAUUUAUCAUGAUGCUAUUUUUGUCCGUUGCACUCCCAAAGUUCCCAGCCAACUGAUACUGACUGCGACAACAUGUCUCUACCCAAGCGGAGGAAAUUCAGGACUUUUGCUCUGUUGUUUUGUGUCAUUACAUUUACGACGUUCCUGUUCAGCUACACUUUCCGGGACCCGUCGUUCUAUUUCUUCAAGCAAGCCCUCCACUUGUCAGACAACUUUUUCUCCAAAGGGCUAUGUGCCUGUCAACAGUGCAUGACAGAGCUGGAGGACGACCCCUGGUUCACUGAGCACUUCAAUCAGUCCAUCCACCCUCUGAUGACCAGGGAGAACAGCGUCCUCUCUGAUGAAACCUUUAAAUGGUGGCAGUGGUUGCAGUCAGAGAGGCAGCCGGCCAACUUCACUGAAGUGGUGGAGGAGCUGUUCCAAGUCAUCCCUGAUGAGGUGCUUUUCAUGGACGCCAGCCCUGAGCGCUGCAGGACCUGUUCCGUCGUGGGGAACUCUGGAAACCUAAAGGGGUCUCAGUAUGGCAGCAUCAUUGACUCCAGUGAUUUCAUCAUAAGAAUGAAUCAAGCUCCCACUGCUGGUUUUGAGGAGGAUGUGGGCGCCAGAACAACUCUUCAUGUCAUGUAUCCAGAAAGUGCCAUAGACCUGGACAACACCACCAGUCUGGUGCUCAUCCCUUUCAAGACUCUGGACCUUCAGUGGCUCAUUAGUGCCCUGACCACAGGCAACAUUAAACACACAUAUAUACCAGUUAUAUCCAGGAUAAAGGCAAAUAAAGAUAAGGUGUUGAUUUACAGUCCAACAUUUUUUAAGUACGUCUACGAGUCUUGGCUUGAAGGUCACGGGCGAUACCCUUCGACCGGCUUCCUCAGCUUGCUGCUCGCUGUUCACAUAUGUGAUGAGGUCAGAGUGUUUGGAUUCGGUGCAGACCAGUAUGGAAACUGGCACCACUACUGGGAGGAGAACCAUUUGGCUGGAGCUUUCCGACACACGGGUGUCCAUGAUGGAGAUUAUGAGUAUAAUGUCACCCUGUUGCUGGCAGACAAGCACAAAAUCCGAAUGUUUAAAGGCAGAUGAUACCGAGCCCAUAUGUGCAGUUGGAUGACCACCAAAUGAACCUCAGCAGCCUUGUAUUAUUAAUUUUCCCGUCGCCUCAUACUUUUUUUGUCAUGAUUUCCAAAGCCGUUUUCUCAUGAACUCUUCUGGUCUUUCCGGUCUGAUGUUCUCCUUCAUGUCUCUUACUGACAAAGGUUGUCUCCAAACCUGUGUCAUGAUCCAUCAUCAGGACAAAAGUGACACUGCCACUUGUUUCAUUAACUGUAAUCCCAAGUCAAACAUGUCUGGGAGUGAAUAGACAAGAAGACAAGUUGUCUUUUAAAGCAUGCUAUACAUGAUUUGUAGCCUACAUUGUUUUAGUGCUAUUAUGUAGUAUGUAUGUAUUCUUAACGUUCUUUGUUCAGUACAGUGGGCAGCAUUAUGGCCACUUCUUUGUUAAUGGUCAAUGGGUUGACACGAAAUAAGCUCAUUGACAAAGCUGAAAGUAUUGCUCCACAACACUUCACCACUUUAUCAUUUCGUGUCAGGAUAUUGCUAUGGAUGUGGUGGUGGUGGAGGUGUUUUAUAUUAUAAUGGCAGGUAUGGGAGGUAAUCGGCUCUUUUUCCAUUGUGCUGGCGGCUUCUGACAAAAAUCUCAUAAACUACCUGCACUACAGAGCUACUUACAUCUUGCUUGCCUGAUUGCAGCUGUAAAUGUAGUUCACCAAUGCCAAAACACUUUAAAAUCAAGCCCCAAAUCAGCCCCAAAUCAGCCCCAAAUUUCAUACCUAAAUUGCAACCUGAUACCAAAUUAUUCACUGACUUUGCCAGUAAAGUAAGGAUUUUUUUAAAACAUAAACUCCCUCCAGCUGAAAGGUAGUUACUUCCCUGAUUACCCAUGAUGAAAUAGCUCAGUGUUAAUGUGCAGCAGAACAUGCACAUAGCUGCAGCUAUGAGCACAAUGUAACAAAGAAGAGAAAGUGCUAAAGCGGUGCCAAAAAUGGCAUCAAAACGCCCCAAGAAAUCUAGGAUUACAUGCCUUAACAUUUUUUGGGUUAAAUUUUAGAGUGUCCCUUGGCCCCCAAAGGACUCUACUGGAGACCAUGUGUAAGAAUGGCACUAUGGGGAAGCAACCCAUUAGAGGUUUUAAAUGGAGUUCUGCUUGAGGCGUAACACAACUACAAAGUACUCGUCAACAGUCAUUCAUCAUGAAAAACUGAUAAAAUAGCAGCCCAUACGUAUGAGAGUAUAAUACAGCCUAUACAAAGGUGCCUUAUCAUUAAAAUCAGUGAUGUACUGUACAGUUUUUAAUGUACAUUGUGACACGUUUUGAUGAAAAGUCGUUGCAAAGUGCCUUUAAUGAGUUUGGUUUUUUAAGAUUCAUUUUACCACAAAAUUUUACUGUAUUAUAAGUAUCAUUAUUAUCACGCAAUUUGUAAGUAACCUUCACAAGCUUAUGUUAUUGUUUUGUUAACAGUGUAAAUUUUAAGGAAUCAUGUGCAUGAUACAUAUAGUAAUUUUAAAUAUUUGCCAGUAGGAUUCUUUAAUGUAUAUGCCACAGUACAAAAUGUUGGGUGUAUAUCAACUCGUUUUGAUAAGACGCAGCCACGUAUGUUUUGUCCAGGCUUGAAAUUAUAAGCUGCACUUACUGAACUUGUUGUAUAUGUGUGAAUACUGAAUGCUUCAAGAAAUACAGAAGCCCUUCUGCCAUAGUAUCAUGUUCACCAGCAAAUCUCUGAUCUGAAAGGUUAUUUCAGAUUGGUCAGGAGUUGAGCUUGGUGAUGCUUGUCUAAUAUUCUAUGAUUUGCUCCAUGUGCCUUGAAACAUAAUGGGACAUUUGCCCAUCCAGUGUCUUUUUUUAUCAUUUUCUUCUUCCGGUGAAAGCAGACUGAUAAGAAGAGAACCAACCACAAGUACAAGUAUUUGUUCAGUUCAGAUUUGUCUGCCACCAUGUUUGCAUACUGCCGCCACAGAGGACAGCAGCGUACGCUUGUUCUGCAGGGGACAGUGUCCCCUAGUGGACAGGAACAUGUAUCAGCAUCACCUGAACUGUCUAUUACAGGAAAAGGUAUUAAAUGAUACAUUAUUCAUUGUUAAAUAUUCAAAUAUCAUUAAAAAGGAUAUUACAUGCGUGUAGUUAAAUAAAAACCCAUUAAAGCUGCUCUAUCAGAAAAAUCUGUCUUUUUCUAAUUGUAUUUAUUUUUCAU
Messenger RNA from Scomber japonicus (chub mackerel), 3603 nucleotides. Its product is annotated as CMP-N-acetylneuraminate-beta-galactosamide-alpha-2,3-sialyltransferase 1-like. The transcript has 7 exons. The record is from RefSeq and is a predicted model, not a curated record. The coding region runs from base 434 to 1438 and encodes 334 amino acids. Gene Ontology annotation, molecular function: beta-galactoside (CMP) alpha-2,3-sialyltransferase activity. NCBI's taxonomy places the organism in Eukaryota, Metazoa, Chordata, Actinopteri, Scombriformes, Scombridae.